This is a messenger RNA of Arvicola amphibius (Eurasian water vole), 1176 nucleotides long. RefSeq names its product chitinase-3-like protein 1. Gene Ontology annotation, biological process: chitin catabolic process; carbohydrate metabolic process. The record is from RefSeq and is a predicted model, not a curated record. Gene Ontology annotation, cellular component: extracellular region. Gene Ontology annotation, molecular function: chitin binding. The transcript is spliced from 10 exons. NCBI's taxonomy places the organism in Eukaryota, Metazoa, Chordata, Mammalia, Rodentia, Cricetidae. Bases 1 to 1176 code for a protein of 391 amino acids.
AUGCCCAGCUCUGCUGAAGCCAGGAUGGGUGUGAGGGUGGCGCUGACAGGCUUUGUGGUCCUGACGUUGCUCCAGUGCUGCUCUGCGUACAAGCUGGUCUGCUACUACACCAGCUGGUCCCAGUACCGGGAAGGCGAUGGAAGCUGCUUCCCAGAUGCCAUUGACCACUCCCUAUGCACCCACAUCAUCUACAGCUUUGCCAACAUCAGCAACAAUGAGAUUGACACAUGGGAGUGGAAUGACGUGACACUCUAUGGCACGCUGAACGCACUUAAAACCAGAAACCCCAACCUGAAGACCCUCCUGUCUGUUGGAGGAUGGAACUUUGGCUCUCAAAGAUUUUCCAGGAUUGCCUCCAACUCUCAGAGACGCAGGACCUUCGUCAAGUCGGUUGCCCCAUUCCUGCGGGCCCAUGGUUUUGAUGGGCUGGAUCUUGCCUGGCUCUACCCUGGUCCAAAAGACAAGCAGCAUCUCACCACCCUCAUCAAGGAACUGAAGGCCGAAUUCACAAAAGAAGUCCAACCAGGGACAGAGAAACUCCUGCUCAGCGCAGCUAUGUCAGCAGGGAAGGUGGCCCUUGACAGUGGCUAUGACAUCGCCCAGAUAUCCCAACACCUGGAUUUUAUGAGUCUCAUGACCUAUGAUUUCCAUGGAGCCUGGCGCCAAACCACAGGACAUCACAGCCCCCUCUUCCGAGGCCAAAGGGACACUAGUUCGGACAGAUUCAGCAAUGUGGACUAUGCCGUGGGGUACAUGCUGAGGCUGGGAGCCCCAGCCAGCAAGCUAGUGAUGGGAAUCCCCACCUUUGGGAAGAGCUUCACUCUGGCAUCUUCUGAGAUGGGGGUAGGAGCUCCAAUCUCAGGACCAGGAUUACCAGGCCGGUUCACCAAGGAGGAAGGGGUCCUCGCCUACUAUGAGAUCUGUGCUUUCCUCAAAGGAGCUGACGUGCACAGAAUCCUUGGCCAGCAGGUUCCCUAUGCUACCAAGGGCAACCAGUGGGUGGGGUAUGACGACCAGGAGAGUGUGAAAAACAAGGUGCAGUACCUGAAGAGCAAGCAGCUGGCAGGAGCCAUGGUGUGGGCACUGGAUUUGGAUGACUUCCGGGGCUCCUUCUGUGGGCAGAACCUACGCUUCCCACUCACCAACGCCAUCAAGGAGGCACUUGCUAAGGCUUAG